This is a messenger RNA of Prunus avium (sweet cherry), 1950 nucleotides long. The record is from RefSeq and is a predicted model, not a curated record. Lineage: Eukaryota; Viridiplantae; Streptophyta; Magnoliopsida; Rosales; Rosaceae.
AUGAUAUUCAGUGACGCCAAGGUUUUUAGAGAAGUUGUUCGUGAAUAUUGCUUGUUGAGUGGGAAAGAAGUCACUUUCACUAGGAAUGAAAGGUAUAAGCUGAAGGCAGUGUGUAAGGCAGUGAGUUGUCCAUGGCAGAUUUAUGUGGCUUCGAAAAACACUACAGAUCGAAGCUUGGUGGUGAAAAACUAUAAUCCUAGUCACAAUUGUGUGAGAGUUUUUGCUAACGCACAAGCCUCACCUAAAUGGUUGAGAGAUAAGUUCCUGCCUAGGAUUCAGACAAAUCCCACAAUGCCUCCACAGUCUAUAGUCAACUCAGCCUUUUCUGAGUUUAAAGUAGGUAUAUCAAGGAUGAAAGCUUACAGGGCAAAGGCAGAGGCGCUUCGACUCAUUGAAGGAACGGUUGCUGAGCAAUAUGCCAUGCUCUGGGAUUAUUGCCAUGAGCUGGAAGACAAAAUCCCUGGCUCUACAACAAAUAUACACUGUGAGUCUGUUCAUGGUGAAAUAGUUUUUAAGCGAUUGUACAUUUAUUUAGAACCAUUAAAGAGAGGGUUUAAGAUGAACUGCAGGCCUUUUAUUGGGUUAGAUGCUUGCCAUUUAAAAGGGGUUUAUGGUGGACAGUUGGUUACAGCAGUUGGGAUCGAUCCCAAUAACGAGACUUGGGUGAUAGCAUAUGCUGUGGUUGAGAUGGAAACAAGGGAGUCAUGGACAUGGUUCAUUGAUCUGUUGGCCAAGGAUGUGGACAUUGUUAAUUCACAUGGAUGGGCCUUUAUAUCUGACAAGCAAAAAGGACUGGCUGGUGCAUUUGAAGACCUUGUGCCUAAUGCUGAGACAAGAUUCUGUGUGAGGCACCUUUGGGAUAACUUCAACAAAACUUAUAAAGGUCAAGUUUUGAGGGAUCAGUUAUGGAAGUGUGCUAGAGCUACCAAUGUGCCUUCCUUUAAGUAUCAAAUGGAAGUAAUGAAGACCUUAGAUCACAAUGCUUGGGAGUGGCUUGCUGAGAAGCCGCCAACACAAUGGUCUAAGUCUCAUUUCAGAACACUUAUUAAGUGUGACAUGCUGCAGAAUAACUUGUGUGAAAGCUUCAACAAUACUAUCAAGGCAGCAAGGGACAAGCCAAUUAUCACAAUGCUGGAGAUGAUCAGGUGCUUGUUGAUGAGAAGGAUCCAGUGGAGGAGGGACAAGAUGAGCAGUUGGCCUCAUAGGAUAUGCAAGAACAUUUUUGACCAUCUGCAAGACAAAAAAUUAGAAGCAUGCAACUGUACUGUGCAAUGGUUUGGUGGUCCUAAAUAUCAAGUGGAUGCAGGAAGAGGGGACCAAUAUGUGGUAGAUUUGGAUAUCCACACUUGUUCUUGCAGGAAGUGGGACUUGUCAGGCAUUCCUUGUGCUCAUGGAAUUGCUGCCAUACAUUACAAAGGAGGGCAAGUUGUGGAGGAUUAUGUGCAUUCUUACUACAGCAGGGACAGUUACAUGGCCCUUUAUACCAAUCUGAUUAUGCCAAUUAAUGGGUCACAGAUAUGGGAGAAGACAAACCAAACAGCAAUAAAGCCACCAGCCUACACUAGACAACCUGGAAGGACUAGAAAGGUGAGAAUAAAAGGACCUGAAGAGAGAAUAGAUAAGACUGGGAAAAAAUGGUUGGGGAGACAAGGAAUGCAAAUGAGGUGCAGUGUUUGUGGCUCAACUAGCCAUAACAAAACCACUCACCAUCGAAAUCUACCUCCAAAGGAUAAAUCAAGGGGUAGAGGGAGACCAAGAAACAUACCUAACCAAGACCCUGCAAUUGCUGCUGAAGAAGCAAAAGUAGCUGCAAGAGCAAGGAGAAAGCUUGCAUAUGGAAGGGCAAAGGCUGCUGCUGUUGCAAAGAAGGAUGCACUAAAUGCUUCCCAGCCAAAUGCAGCUGAUACUGCAGGAAUUGGAUUGGGAGCAUCCAAGAGACAGAGAACAUAG